Molecule: messenger RNA, 1482 nt
Organism: Fopius arisanus
Lineage: Eukaryota; Metazoa; Arthropoda; Insecta; Hymenoptera; Braconidae
Product: odorant receptor 82a
Exons: 9
Coding region: 148-1320 (390 amino acids)
Biological process (GO): detection of chemical stimulus involved in sensory perception of smell; sensory perception of smell
Cellular component (GO): plasma membrane
Molecular function (GO): olfactory receptor activity; odorant binding
Source: RefSeq, a predicted model, not a curated record
AAUGGAAAUAACACUUUUUACUCGUCGAAGAGGUUGCGGAUUUGAGCAUUUUAUUCUUGAGCUGUGAAAUGGCAAGGAGAGAAGUUAAAAUAGGGAUGAGGUACGAGUAACUCAGAGGGAAGUAAGAGAAUGAGGCUCUGUUGAAGUAUGGCCACUUCACCGGAUUUUUGGGAUCAUCCUUACUACAGACUGGUCAAGCUCUUGGCAACUGUCACGGGUACAUGGCCCCGUCAAUCGCUGAAGGAAAUAAUUAUGUAUCGCUUUGCUAUCUUCGUUGUUGUCGUCAUUCAAGUGACACCCCAGAUUGUAGCAUUUUGGAAAUAUCGGGACAACAUGGAGAUUAUUUUGGAAACCAUUAGUCCCUUCAUUAUAGACUUAGCACUUACUGUCAAGUUUAUGAACGCGUGGUGGUUCUUUAAAAGGUCGACGUAUUUGUUGGAACAAAUUAGAGAGAAUUGGAACAUUUUUCCGAGGAAUAAUGGACGUUACAUGCUUCAUUACCACAGUGAAUUCGCAAGAAAGCUCUCGUUGGUUUAUUUGGCUGGCGUCUACAUGGCCGGUAUAGUUUUCUCGACGGAACCGCUGCAGCAAAGAGCGCUUUCUCUUCUUCUGCACACAAAUAUUACAGCCCCGAACAGAUUUUCGAUGCCAAUGGAUUUCGGUUCAAUUAAUCUGGACGUCUGGUACUAUCCGCUCUUCCUUAUGUCCGGCGUCUGCAUUAUCAUCAUUAUCACGGUCAUUGGAUCCUGCGAUUUAAUGUUCUUGAUGUAUGCAGAACACGCUUGUGGAUUAUUCAAGGGAUUGGGAUAUGCAAUUAUCCAUCUGCCACCUCAUGAUCCUAAGGACAGGGUUGAUUACGGCUUCGAGUACAUGAGAAAAUGUGCUAUAAUCCAUCGACGUGUGAUAGAUUUUGCAGAAGACAUAAAGGAUAUUUUCAUGUGGUCAUUCCUUGGUAUUAUCGGAUUGAACAUGAUAAUAAUAAGUGUAACUGCUGUGCAGGUGAUGAUCAACUUAAAAUCUAUGGAGAAAAUCGUGAAGUUCAUUCUGUUCGUGUCGAUGCAGAUGGUGCAUCUUUUCGUCGAAUGUUUCGUAGCCCAAAGAUUGAUGGACGCUAGUUUUGAGCUCACGGAGAGUCUGACAAAUGCCAAUUGGUAUAAUGCCUCGCGGAAAACGCAGAGACUCAUUCCUAUAAUGCUCAUGAGAAGUCAGAAUCCCAUCAUCUUGACAGCUGGCAAAAUCAUCGUCAUGAAUAUGAAUACAUACGCUGUGGUUCUGAAGACGGCGGCAUCAUAUUUCACGGUAUUCCUGGCUAUGCAGUGAACAACUUUGUGAUUUAAAUAAAUUUGCGUAAUAGAAUAUGAUGUAGAAAAAUAUUGCUAUGGUAUUGUAUGUAUUUUUCUCUAGCAAAGGCGAAGCGCGCUUGAAACUCGAGACGAUCAGCAAAAAAGUGGCUCAUCAUCUCUUAGUAUCAAUGGUCUAGAA